AUGGGAACGCAGUCGUGCCUGCUGGGGCACUGCUGCGGCACCACGCCUGCGUUCACGGCAACAGGUUUAAGUUUCAUCCAACGAAGAGCAGUAGGCAGCGGCAGCUGGUUCGCAAGGCACCGAGCUGCUUCGCUCGACCUGCACGGUGAACAGCGGCGAUGUCGAAGACGCGGGGAACGUUACGCUGUACCACUUCAUGCAGCAGGUGACCGCCUGACACCGUUCAGAAGCACGCGCACCGAUCUCUCUUUGUAUCUCAUUGCAGACGUAGCCUAUGUUUCACAACUAGGGUCGAGGCAGUCACUAGAAGAGCUUACGGAGCGUGCGUUGGCCUCUGGGUGCGUGCGAGCGGUCCAGCUGCGAGAUAAGAGGAGCUCACUGCGCAAGACGCUGGAACUCGCCAAACGACUGCGUGCGGUUUGUGCUGCAGCGGGUGUUCCUUUUCUCAUGAACGAUCGGCUAGACCUGGCGCUUGCGGUGGACGCGGAUGGCUUGCACGUUGGCCAAGAAGAUAUGCCCUUGGAAUAUGUACAGAAGCUCGUGCCUGCUGACUGGAUCAUAGGCGCAUCUGCUGGCUCGUUGUCUGAAGUCACAGCUUUGAAACAAGCGAGUACCGCGGAACGCCCCAUACGGUUGGACUAUAUCGGCUGUGGCCCGGUAUUUGGCACACAGACAAAACUCGAUGCGGGUGCACCGAUUGGUAUCCGUGGACUGGCACACAUCGUGGAAGCGGUUGCACCACUCCCGGUGCUUGCUGUCGGAGGUAUUGGAAUCUCUAACGCUAGACAAUGUAUUUCCCAGGGUAAGGCCGCAGGUAUAGCGUGCAUAUCAGCUAUCCUGGGUGCUGAAGAUCCGCGACGUGCGGCCGAGGACCUCGAUGCUGAAAUACGCCGCGGACGUGACUUGCGAGUGCAUCCCGGGUUUUAA
Molecule: messenger RNA, 927 nt
Organism: Cyanidioschyzon merolae strain 10D
Lineage: Eukaryota; Rhodophyta; Bangiophyceae; Cyanidiales; Cyanidiaceae
Product: thiamine-phosphate pyrophosphorylase
Exons: 1
Coding region: 1-927 (308 amino acids)
Biological process (GO): thiamine biosynthetic process
Cellular component (GO): cytoplasm
Molecular function (GO): thiamine-phosphate diphosphorylase activity
Source: RefSeq, a predicted model, not a curated record